Messenger RNA from Tuber melanosporum (Perigord truffle), 885 nucleotides. RefSeq lists its product as uncharacterized. Gene Ontology annotation, molecular function: ATP-dependent FeS chaperone activity; ATP binding; 4 iron, 4 sulfur cluster binding. NCBI's taxonomy places the organism in Eukaryota, Fungi, Ascomycota, Pezizomycetes, Pezizales, Tuberaceae. The record is from RefSeq and is a predicted model, not a curated record. The transcript is spliced from 6 exons. Gene Ontology annotation, biological process: mitochondrial respiratory chain complex I assembly; iron-sulfur cluster assembly. Gene Ontology annotation, cellular component: mitochondrion. The coding region runs from base 1 to 885 and encodes 294 amino acids.
AUGUCUUUAAAACGGCUCUUCACCACAUCUCGGUCACUAACCCACGAAAACCCAUUAGGCCUUCCCCGGUCAGGAUCUCCACCGCAAAUCCCACGAAUUCUGCGAGGUCUCCCAACAAAGAGGCCCAUAAAGGAUGUUUCCAAGGUCGUAGCCGUUUCCUCCGCCAAAGGCGGUGUCGGAAAAUCUACCAUUGCAGUCAAUCUGGCGUUGGCCUUGGCGAGGCAAGGCAAACGCACAGGAAUACUAGACGCGGACAUAUUCGGCCCUUCCAUACCUAAAUUAUUGAACCUAUCGGGCGAACCUAGGCUUUCCUCGCAUAACCAAUUGAUUCCGCUGAGUAAUUAUGGCGUUAAAUCCAUGUCCAUGGGCUAUCUGGCCGGUGAGGAGGCUCCAGUGAUCUGGAGGGGCUUGAUGGUCAUGAAGGCAAUGAAUCAGAUGCUCAAUGAGGUCGAGUGGGGUGGGCUCGAUGUUUUGGUUCUUGAUCUCCCACCAGGAACCGGUGACGUUCAACUUAGUAUCGCUCAGCAGGUCGUAGUAGAUGGAGCUUUGAUUGUUUCCACGCCUCAGGAUAUAGCUCUCGUCGACGCAGUCAAGGGAAUCAACAUGCUCAAGAAGGUUGACGUUCCGCUAUUAGGAAUGGUGCAGAACAUGAGCGUAUUCACAUGCCCCAACUGCCAGCACGUUACUCACGUUUUCGGAGCGGAUGGUGUCGAGAGAGAGUGCAAGAAACAUGGCAUAGAACUGCUUGGGGAUAUUCCUUUGCACGCCUCUAUCUGCCAGGAUGCUGACCGGGGGAAGCCCACAGUAGUAUCUGAUCCUACCGGAGCACACGCUCUCGCCUUUGAAGGGAUUUCUGAAAGGGUCAGCAGAAAGCUUUUCGGUUAG